This is a messenger RNA of Serendipita indica DSM 11827, 3018 nucleotides long. The record is from the annotation of a GenBank genome assembly. NCBI's taxonomy places the organism in Eukaryota, Fungi, Basidiomycota, Agaricomycetes, Sebacinales, Serendipitaceae.
AUGUUCGGCGAUGAUCGACGGCGACAAAUCAACCUCGGAGGAGCGACGACUACGGCGUCCCAUGCAGCUAUUCUCGCUCAGGCGCAGCAGGAAAGGCAGCGACGGCAUCUGGAAAAGCGACAACUCGAUGCCAGUCGUGUCAUCCAGUCCCACUGGCGUGCUUAUGCCGCCAAACUAAGCGUUCGUCGAGAAAUGCUUGCUCAAUUUGACCGCGAACCGAUUGGGACCAUGCUCUCAACGCGCUUGCUCAUCUUUGGCGGAUGCGAGAGGUCGCGGCUUGUGGCAUGGACAAGAGCAGCGAGCGAUGCUGGUGAAGCGACAAUAUUAGGACUCUUGACUGGUCCACAAUCGAACAGCUGGCUUGUGCUCAUGCGGCAAAUCGCACAUUACAUGCUCCUCCAAACCGCUGCAGACCCUCAAUCCUCAGACUCCCUGUUAUUCCUACAAUUCAUCAACCUGCUCUCAAAGAAUCGCCCACUCUCCGAAACCGCUAAUGUGCCCGUAGCAGAGCAGAUCAUCGGGUACCUAUUGGCAAGAGAUCUGUAUCCUAAACUGUCCUACUGUAUAAUCUCUUUUCCUGUACAAUCCAAGUCGGCGCCUCAAUUGCUAGAACUCGUGACCCUAGCGGUCGCACCAUUCAGGCUAUUUUCUACAUCACAUCCAUACUACCGACAAUCCUUUGUGGGGAUUAUAAUCAACAUCCUCACCAUCCCACUAUUGCCCAAUCGGAUCACCGUACCAGCCCUCUUGACUCUGUCCUCCAACACCCCCUUUGCCUCCUUCGACCUUGUUUCAUCUUCACCCUUGUUCCAACAGAUCCCUUCAGAUGUCCGUCGCCUCCAUCUUCUUGCAAACCUUCUCGUUUUCGUGGCCCCUCGUUACGCAUCGAGUCCGGCAUCGCUCAACAAUACGUCACUGGAGUCCUACUUGCGACUCCUUAAUACCAUACUGAGCGAGCUCCCGGUCAAUGCAUUGGACCAGUGGAAACCCAAGAAACAACAAGUCGAAUUGGCCGCUGGAGAGGACUCUGACGAUUCUACGAAGCAAUUCAAGUCGCAAGUGGUCGAAUCACGGCCUAGUAUUUCCGUGCCCGAUGCCAAAACGGCCUCGAGGCUUGCGAAUCUUGUUUCGCAGGAGCACAUCACCUCCUUACUCGCCCUAUCCGAGAAGUCGAUCGCUAUAUGGCACCAAAUCAUCCAUCUCCUGGUCAAUAUUCUCUCCAAAUGGCCUGGGAGACGCGAUGGACUUCUUACCACAAUUGCUACUGGUCCACGUGGACCCAUAGUAUUCAAGAAGUUGUGGCGAGACUCUGUAAGGGGGUCGCAUCUGGGGAAAGACACUGGCGGAAGGUCAAUGCGAGAUGCCAGAUUUGUGAAUGACUGGCCUCCUCUCAUUCUCCUCGUCGAGUUAUAUACACAGGCACUGCUCACGAUGAGCGACGACGAAUUUUUUGCGAGUAGUCCAGCAGGUGGCACAGUGUCCAGAAAUCCGCUCAUCAUUGGAGAAGUGACAGCUCUUUCGCGACAACUGUUGAACAUUGUCUUCCCUCUCUACUGGACGGAAGAUACGAAUGAGAUCAAGGAUGGAACCGUACCUGGGAUGACUCUAACAUGGGAGAUGGUCAGAGAGCGAAUCACCAAAUGCCUACAGGCUAUUCAUGCACGAGAUUCACGUCGACCGUUUACGCCUGCAGGUCACUGGCUCGUCAGCGACCAAUUUGACGUCAAGUCCUUUGUUGCAGCUGCCAUUGCAGAGGAAGGACAAUUGGAUGAAGGUAGCCAUCCGCGACUACUCACCAAACGAGAGCUCGCGUAUAUUUCCCCCAGACUCGGGAUCCUCAACAACAUACCUUUCUCCAUACCAUUCGAGACGCGGGUUUCCAUCUUUCGCUCGUUCAUUCACAACGAUCAAGUCAAAUUUGACGAUACCUUUAACGGGAGCAGUCUUUUCAAGCAUCGAGUGACCAUACGACGUGACCGUGUGUCACAAGAUGGAUUUGACCAUUUAAACGAUCUUGGGCCGGCGUGGAAGGGCCGACUGGCCAUUCAGUUUGUCGACCAGUUUGGUCAAGAGGAAGCUGGGAUCGACGGAGGCGGUGUCUUCAAAGAGUUUUUGACGUCCUUGAGCAAAGAAGUGUUUGACACCGACAGAGGACUCUGGCUCGCGACAAAGCAACAGGAGCUAUACCCAAAUAGCCAUUCGUAUGCCAAAGAACCACAUCAACUCAACUGGUAUCGGUUCAUUGGCCGGGUACUAGGCAAGGCCUUAUACGAGGGCAUUCUUGUCGACGUUGCAUUCGCCGGAUUCUUCCUAGCCAAAUGGCUUGGAAAGCAAAGCUACUUGGACGAUCUAGCGUCUCUCGAUCCUGAGCUCUAUCAAGGAUUGAUUUUCCUCAAGAACUAUACCGGACGAUUUGAAGACUUAGUCGCUAAUGCUCUCCUAGACCUCGGGAUCACACGUACCGUGAAUUUGAAGCGCAAUGGUCAAAACAUCCCCGUCACAAAGGAAAAUCGACUCGAGUACAUUAUUCUCGUCGCGUAUUACCGACUCACGCGGCAAAUCAAGAUGCAAUGCGACGCCUUUUUCGAGGGUCUUUCUGAGAUUAUUGACCCCAAGUGGCUGCGAAUGUUCAACCAGCAAGAACUCAAGAUACUUGUGGGUGGUGUGGAGGAACCGAUUGACCUUAACGAUCUGCGUGAAAACGUCGUCUACGGUGGUCUAUACGACGACAAUCACCCGACUGUGCGCAUGUUUUGGCGCGUCUGUGAGAGUCUAGAUCAGGAGCGACGGAAGCAGCUACUCCGAUUUGUGACCAGUUGUGCAAGGCCGCCAUUACUUGGCUUCAAGGAGCUCAAUCCGAAAUUUGCCAUUCGCGAUGCCGGAAUCGACGAGUCACGCCUCCCGACCGCGAGCACUUGUGUCAAUUUACUCAAGCUUCCACUCUAUCAAGACGAGGAGACUCUCCGCCGCAAACUGCUUCAUGCAAUCAGCGCGGGUGCCGGGUUCGACCUUUCGUGA